Molecule: messenger RNA, 813 nt
Organism: Endocarpon pusillum Z07020
Lineage: Eukaryota; Fungi; Ascomycota; Eurotiomycetes; Verrucariales; Verrucariaceae
Exons: 1
Coding region: 1-813 (270 amino acids)
Biological process (GO): protein localization to organelle; intracellular protein transport; Golgi to plasma membrane protein transport
Cellular component (GO): Golgi apparatus
Molecular function (GO): GTPase activity; GTP binding
Source: RefSeq, a predicted model, not a curated record
AUGUAUCACCUCGCCAAAUCUCUAUACCUCCACUACACCUCCAAAGAAGAAUACUCGAUUCUCCUCCUCGGCCUCGACAACGCCGGCAAAACAACCCUUCUCAACCAAGUCAAGGCCCUAUACAAGACCGCCGAUUUCUCCUCCAGUACCAGCAGUGCUACCAACGAGCCAAGCCCAACGGCGGGCAAUACCGUCCCAACUGUUGGUCAGAAUGUCGCCACCAUCGAUCUGCCAGACAUGUACCUCAAGUUCUGGGACAUCGGCGGUCAAAUGACCCUGCGGAGGCUGUGGCAGAGCUACUACAAGUCCGCGCAUGCUGUCGUAUUCGUGGUCGACAGCACCGACAUCGGCCCGGACUCAGAUGUAGCAAGAUUACCUGGCUUCAUCGACCAUGGGAGGCGGAAGAGCAGUAUCGGCGUCUCUGCUGACUCGGUACCUCAGACGCCCAUGACGUCCCAUACACCCACUGCGCCGGGGUUUCCUGGUUUCGGGCUUGGAGGUGCAAAUGCCAACUUUGGGAGAUUAGACGAGUGCCGUCAGGUUCUGGAGACGGUGCUGCAGCAUGAGGAUAUGGUGGGGAUUCCGAUCCUGGUGCUGGCAAAUAAGCAGGAUAGAGAUGACUGCGUGGAGGUGGUGAGGAUCAAGGAGGGAUUCAUACGCCCGAUCUUUGAGGGAGAAAAGGGCGGCAUGGUGAGGGAUAGUAGGGUUUUGCCUGUCAGUGCGCUUAGGGGGAGUGGUGUCAAAGAGGCGGUGGAGUGGGUGAGGAGUCGAGUCGUGUGGAAUAAGGAGGGAAGGGCACCGGUUAUGCGGUGA